AAAAAAACAAAACAGAAAGUAAGUCGUUGUGCAAUUCAUCUCGAGCGCUGACCACAGAAAAGGGUACAUUAAACCAUCAGUAUACAGCAUUAAUUUUCCAAUCUUCAUUUUAGUGUUGACGACUUGAACCGACAUUAAGUGAAAUGGCAUUUUAUAACCAGGAACCGUUUUACAACCCGAGCAUUCCAUUCGCUGGCUCCGUCCAAGGUGGCUUGCAAGAAGGGAAAACCAUAACUGUUAGUGGUCGAAUUUCGCCUAGGGCUGAGAGGUUCCAUGUCAAUUUACAGUGUGGUUCUAGAUCAGGGGCAGACAUUGCCCUUCAUUUUAACCCUCGGUAUGACAGCUGCCCUGGAUACAUUGUCACCAACACUUUCCAGCUGUCCUCAUGGGGGAAGGAAGAGCGGAAGCAGAACUCACCUUUCACCCCUGGUUCCAGUUUCACCUUAAUUAUUACAGUCCAACGUGAUUCAUACAAGUUGAAUGCCAAUGGAUGCCAUAUCAUGGAUUACCGGCAUCGCAUCCCCUUCAAUGCAGUGGACACCAUUUCAGUUGGGGGGAAUGUGGAAGUGACCUCUAUUGCCUUCCAAAACCCUGCACCCUACUUCCCUCCACAACCAGCAUUUCCUGGAUUUCCUGCCCAGCCAGGAUUUCCUGCCCAGCCAGGAUUUCCUGUCAUGCCAGGUUUUCCUGCCCAACCAGGUUUUCCUGCCCUACCAGGUUAUCCUGCCCAACCAGGUUAUCCUGCCCAACCAGGAUUCCCCCCUCACCCAGGAUUCCCUCCUCAACCAGGAUUUCCAGCACAACAAGGAUAUGUUGUCCCAUACAAGACCAUCAUUAAUGGUGGACUUCAUCCUGGCCGGACUAUCAAUAUCCAGGGAAUAGCUAGCUCUAAUGCCAAAAGGUUCCACAUUAACCUGAGCUUUAACACAGGCAUUGCGCUGCACUAUAAUCCCCGUUUCGAUGACAAUGUUGUGGUGUGUAACAGCAAGCUGAGAGACCAAUAUGGAAAAGAGGAGAGAUGUGGAGGGAUGCCUUUCCACAGAGGCCAGCCCUUCACGGUGAUGAUUUCUUGUGAGGCUCAGUUCUUCAGGAUUAUAGUCAAUGGGAAUCAGACUAACACCUACAUAUAUCGUCACCCCCAUCUCCAACAGAUUGAUGUUCUAGAAGUAUGCGGAGAUGUCACUUUGACCUAUGUUAUGUUUUAAUUUCUACCUGUGGUUGGUUGCCAGGCAGAAAGGGCUAAAAUAAAAAAUGUUCUGUAAUGUGCAAAUAAUAGUUUUCCAUGGGAAGAUUGAGGUUCAUGUUGUUUAAUUGUAACUUGUUUAACUACAUGCUCUUAUGGUUCUUCCCUUUGGGACUUAUUUGUUUUUUUACAAAGCAUGCUUGAUGUUUUGGCUACCCCGAAUGUUUGGGCUAUCUUGUUGUUAUGAUCAGUGACCUAUGCACUUUUGUAAAGCUCUCUCUUGGAAGUCGCUUUGGAUAAAAACGUUUUUUUUUUUUUUUCCUUGCCAUACCUUACAUCCGGCACUGAUUUGCAGUCAUAGGCACUCAGGGAUAGAUUUAUGAAGCCGUUUGCGCCUGUUUCCAGACGUUAACUGUUGCAAAGACUGACUUAACCGAUACGGGCUAUUUACAAACAGGGCGCACUUGGGUAAAAUUGCAGAUUGCCUGCCACAUGAGUGAGAACAGGCAAGUUUUGCUUUCAAUAUGCGUUUGUGGGAGGGUCAUGGGGAAAGUGUGAGGGUCAUGGGGAAAGUGUGAGGGUCAUGGGGAAAGUGGGAGGAUCAUGGAGAAAGUGGGAGGAUCAUGGAGAAAGUGGGAGGAUCAUGGAGAAAGUGGGAGGAUCAUGGAGAAAGUGGGAGGGUCAUGGGGAAAGUGGGAGGGUCAUGGGGAAAGUGGAAGUUCCACCCAAAAAGGUAGGAGGAUACGUGUAAAGUGCGCCUAAUUAUAUAUUCUGCGGUAUUUACAAAGUCUGCCAGUAAGAGCGCGCCUCUACUCUGCGGGGGAAAUUCUCCGCCUCUUAAAAGCAGGUGUAAACCAGGAGCGCGUUUUCCCGUGUGUACAAAUUUACCUUAUUCAAUGGCAGCAGUGAUCCGAGCAAGGCGAAGACAGGCAAAUUUUUUUCAGAGGGUGUGGAUGUUCUUCAUGUUUGUAUGCUUCAUGUUUUGGUUACCCGCAAUGUUUUUGGGGCUAUCUCGUCUUUUAUGAUCAUUGACCUAUGCAUUUUUGUAAAGCUCUCUCUUGGAAGUCGCUUUUGAUAAAAGCGUCUGCUAAAUGAAUGCAUGUAAAUGUUCUGCCCUGUAAUAUGUUCAGGUUUGCUGUUACUUAAUUCACGUUGCUAAAUUUAAAAUUGCGCUUUCUUUUUCCUGUAGGAAGGUCCAUGAUAGAAACAUGUGAGCCCAUUGUUCUUUUAGAGGCAGGCUAAUUACACUUGAGGGCGGAGUAUGCCUGAUCUCAUGGGCGAAUCUAGCCCUACAAAAGUUUCAUUAGCCAGUUUUUCUGGGUCACAGGAAAAAUUAUAGGUUUUACCCCCCAAAAGUGGGAACCUAGAUUCGCCCCUGCUUGAUCUAUUUCCUAAUCUUCUGCAAUAUUAAUCUAUGCAUGCUGGAAAAACAUAACAAAAAUAUUAACAAAAAAUGUGACUCAAUAUUGCAUCAAACACUUCUUGUUAUUUAAAUGUUUUAAUUGUAAUCGAUUUUAAGGCUUAAGCAUAUUCAUUGCAUUGUAAUUGUCUUAAUUUACACUUUGUAAAACCUUUUUACAAUAAACACAAAAAAUAAGGUGUAA
This is a messenger RNA of Hypomesus transpacificus, 2787 nucleotides long. Its product is annotated as galectin-9-like. NCBI's taxonomy places the organism in Eukaryota, Metazoa, Chordata, Actinopteri, Osmeriformes, Osmeridae. Gene Ontology annotation, molecular function: carbohydrate binding. Bases 144 to 1205 code for a protein of 353 amino acids. The record is from RefSeq and is a predicted model, not a curated record. The transcript is spliced from 8 exons.